Molecule: messenger RNA, 2916 nt
Organism: Saimiri boliviensis boliviensis (Bolivian squirrel monkey)
Lineage: Eukaryota; Metazoa; Chordata; Mammalia; Primates; Cebidae
Gene: REC8
Product: REC8 meiotic recombination protein
Biological process (GO): meiotic sister chromatid cohesion; double-strand break repair
Cellular component (GO): meiotic cohesin complex
Molecular function (GO): chromatin binding; protein binding
Source: RefSeq, a predicted model, not a curated record
UGUCUUAAAGAAAAAAAAAUGACUUCUUCCUCAUUGACCUGUGGCCGCUCGAAGGCCGUCAUCUUACAUCUUUCUACCUCCGCAGCACACAACACGCCUUAGCUGGCAACAAAGUCAGUUUGUGGAAUUUGGGGGAAGGGCGGGGUCUAACCUCAGGUCAGACGUGGUGCAAGGUACAUCUUGGCACCCAGAAGAGGCUCAGCAGGUUUGCCCCCGAGGUGACCCUACCUCCCCCACCAGUUGAGGCACCCUUGUUGCCAGGCAAGCCACGGGGUUGCGCUGAUUGGCCAAGAAGGAACGCCUGUUACUAGAGACGAGAACCAGAGUCCCAUUGGUCGGGACACCUCACAAUGGACCCCAGCAGCGCGCAGAGUCCUUAUGAUUGGUUUGCCGCCUGUCUCAGGAGACCCUAUUGCCUGGAGCUCAGGGUACUUGGCGCUCCCAACCCGACCCCGGUUCCCCAUUGGCCUGGCAAAAGCCGCCAUCUAGUGAGCAGCGAAGUGCGGGGCUCCGGAAGGCAGGCUUUCCGCGGUGCGAUCUAGUCCUGUGGGAGGCAGCCCGGGCCGUACCGCAGCCGCCCAAACCAGUGCAAGGCCCCAGGGCCUGACAUCGCUUCCAGUGCUCGAGAACCAAGGCCUGCUGUGGAGGACACUGUGCUCCCUUGGGACCUGCUCUGAAUCCCGGCCCAGGCGUCCCCUCGGAGCUCCGCAUCUCCAACCUGGAACCCAACCCAGAAGGCUCAAGUUCGACGGGCCCACUUGGCGUGCGGAUCCACUAAGGGUGGAUCCACAAAGAGGGGUGCCCAUCUCCUGCGUCUUAGUUAUCCCGGUAAUCGUGUAUCCGCCAACUGUUGAUCGCCUCAUUAACUUGGCUUUCUGGGUGCACCCACCUCCUCACCUGUCCAAACCUGACACUUCUCUCCAAAGUGUUGGGAAUUCUGUGCCCUAAAGAAUUCCAACUCAGAUCCGAACAGGGAUCUGGUGGAAUCGAGGGUAAAAGGCCGGAGGGACCAUGUUCUACUAUCCCAAUGUGCUUCAGCGCCACACCGGCUGCUUUGCCACCAUCUGGCUGGCAGCGACACGCGGCAGCCGGUUGGUGAAGCGCGAAUACUUGAGGGUGAACGUGGUGAAGACCUGCGAGGAAAUCCUCAAUUAUGUGCUGGUACGAGUGCAGCCCCUGCAGCCCGGCCUGCCGCGGCCCCGCUUCUCCCUCUAUCUCUCGGCCCAACUUCAGAUCGGUGUGAUCCGCGUCUAUUCUCAACAAUGCCAGUACCUCGUGGAGGACAUCCAGCACAUCUUGGAGCGCAUCCACCGUGCCCAGCUGCAGAUCCGAAUAGAUAUGGAGACUGAGCUACCCAGCUUGCUGCUUCCUAACCACCUGGCCAUGAUGGAGACCCUGGAAGAUGCUCCAGAUCCCUUUUUUGGGAUGAUGUCUGUGGAUCCCAGACUUCCUAGUCCUUUCGAUAUCCCUCAGAUUCGACAUCUUUUAGAGGCUGUGUCCCCAGAAAGAGUUGAAGAGAUUCCUCCUGAAGUGCCUACAGAGCCCAGGAAGCCAGACAGGAUUCUGGUCACUAUGCUUCCCCCAGAGGCCAUCACGCUCCGGGAGGAAGAGCCCAUACGGAUGCUGCAGAUUGAGGGUGAACGGGAUAUCCCAGAGAUCAGCCGCCGAGACUUGGACCUACUGAUUGCAGAGGAAGAUGAAGCUAUCUUGCUAGAAGCCAGGCGUCUCCAGCAGCUUAGGGCCCGCCUGGCACUGGAAGAGGCAAAGGAGGAGCCCCGGGCCCCAGAGGGUGAAAUCAUAGUCCCCCGGAUCUCACCUCCAGCUCCUGCAGAGGUAGAAGGAAUAGGAGAGCCACUUCCAGUCCAGGUCCUGGUCCCUGAGGAGCUGAGGCCGACAGGCUGGGAGCCUGAGGCCCUGCUCAUGGAGGUGACCCCCCCAGAGGAACUUCGUCUGCCAGCCCCACCCAGCCCAGAGCGGAGGCCUCCGGCACCCCCACCUCCUCGCCGCCGCCGUCGCCGCCAGUUACCAUUCUGGGACGAGGAGACACAGAUCUCCCGGGAGAAAUUCCGGAAACAACUACAAACCAGAGCCCACUGCCGGGAAUGUCCCAUGGUGCAGCCUCCUGAGAGGACCAUCACAAGCCCUGUGGAGUUGUUCAGAACCCCAACUCUGUCUGGCUGGCUACCCCCUGAACUACUGGGCCUUUGGACUUCCUGUGCCCAGCCACUCCCAAGAGCACUCAGGCGAGAGCUGACCGAAGAGGCUGCUGAGAGGGAGGCAGCUGCUGAGGAAGAAAGGAGAAGGAUUGAAGCUCCAAGUGAGAUUGAGGUCCCAAGGGAGGCCUGGGAGCCCAGUGGUCCCCUUAUGGUGUCUGCAGAGCUCUCCCUGGAGGCAGCUGAAGAGGAGAAGUCCCGUAUCAGCCUCAUCACACCAGAACGAUGGGCCUUGGCUGAGAUGGAGCAGCCAGAGGCUCCUGCAUUGCCCAUGGUGCCUGAAGUCCCCGAGGUGCCUAUGGAGAUGCCUUUGGUGCUACCCCCAGAGCUUGAGCUACUCUCACUGGAAGCUGUGCACAGGGCAGUGGCACUGGAGCUGCAGGCCAACAGGGAGCCCGACUUUAGCAGCCUGGUAUCACCUCUCAGCCCCCGCAGGAUGGCUGCCCGGGUCUUCUACCUGCUCCUGGUGCUCUCAGCACAGCAGAUUCUUCGCAUAGAACAAGAAAAGCCAUAUGGUCGCCUCCUGAUCCAGCCGGGGCCCAGAUUCCACCGAGGUUAGAGUCCAUUUAAACCGUCAGGAAACCGGCCACUUCGAGUAACCAUGCUGUGCUUCACUGGGCCCUGCCUGCCUCAUUUCUGAAUGUGCAUGUCUAGCCUUCUUGCUCUGAGUUAUUGUUCAAGCAGAAAACAAACUGCUUUUAUU